AGAGAGAGAGAGAGAGAGAGAGAGAGAGAGAGAGAGAGAGAGAGAGAGAGAUAUGCAAGUUGGAAUAUAUCCUCAAGCUGAAAGCCUUUUUCCCAAUUAUGUACGACUAAGGAUCACAUCCAUGGCAUCGCGUUACCAAGCCCGGUUGCAAUGGUGGUUCUUCUUGUUGUUUCCUGUUCUUGCGCUGCUGCUCAAUGUCCAUGUCCAGGCCGAAAACCACAUUAACAACCCUACUAUACUAAUGCAUCCCAAGCACCAUAAACCCGCUUUCAAGCCAGGCCCUUGGAAGAAUGCUCAUGCUACCUUCUAUGGAGAACCUGAUGGCUCUGGAACAACACAAGGAGCAUGUGGCUACGAAGAUGUCGAAAAGGAAGGAUAUGGCUUGCAAACUGCCGCGUUGAGCCAAGCACUUUUCAACAACGGACAAACCUGCGGGGCUUGCUACGAAAUAAAAUGCGUGAAUGAUAACCAGUGGUGCGCGCUGGGACAACCGUCUCUCUUUGUCACGGCCACCAAUCUCUGCCCACCAAACUACUACCAAUCAAGUGACAACGGAGGGUGGUGCAACCCACCUCGCGAGCAUUUCGACUUGUCUCAACCUGCUUUUCUCCAGAUUGCAGCAUACAAGUCUGGCAUUGUUCCAGUUCAAUAUCGAAGGGUUCCAUGCAAGAAGGAAGGGGGAAUUCGAUUCACUAUAAGCGGGAAUCCUUAUUUCGUUAUGGUCUUGGUAUGGAACGUCGGAGGAGCAGGGGAUAUCACAAGCAUGAUGGUGAAGGGAAGUAACAAGGUGAAAUGGACUCCAAUGCAGCGCAACUGGGGCCAGAAGUGGCAAACCAACGCCCAGUUAGUAGGCGAGUCGUUGACAUUUCGAGUCAGAGCAAGUGAUGGAAGAACCUCAACUUCCUGGCAUGUCGCCCCAAAGAACUGGCAAUUCGGCCAGACAUUCGAAGGCAAGAACUUCAAGUAGAAGAUAUAGAUGCCGCAUAAUCAACACAUGCCUAGGGUGAAAAAAAUAAAUGAAAAUUUCAUCUCCUAGAUAGGAUUCCAUAUCCUGAAGGCAUUAGACUCUGUUUAGUUACAGUUUUCAGAAUGAGUCUUUAUAUAAGACCUUCUAAAAACUUGUUGGGUUGACCAAACUAUAUUUUGUAAUCAAUCUUUUAUUGUAUAAGGGUACUUCACAGAUCAGUGUUGGAGGCCAA
Messenger RNA from Rhododendron vialii, 1199 nucleotides. Its product is annotated as expansin-A9-like. NCBI's taxonomy places the organism in Eukaryota, Viridiplantae, Streptophyta, Magnoliopsida, Ericales, Ericaceae. Gene Ontology annotation, biological process: plant-type cell wall organization. The transcript has 3 exons. The record is from RefSeq and is a predicted model, not a curated record. Gene Ontology annotation, cellular component: extracellular region. Bases 53 to 967 code for a protein of 304 amino acids.